This is a messenger RNA of Spirometra erinaceieuropaei, 273 nucleotides long. The record is from the annotation of a GenBank genome assembly. Lineage: Eukaryota; Metazoa; Platyhelminthes; Cestoda; Diphyllobothriidea; Diphyllobothriidae.
AUGUGUCAGGAAAUCUGCCUCAAUGAUGGGAAAUUUGACGUCGGCCUGCACAAAGACCCACUGGAAACGUCGCCGAAGACUGAUGUCAAGUGUGAGCGACCGUUGGCCAUAAGUGUUGAUGGUGGUGCUAUUGGCAGCCUGCAAGGAGAACUGCGAAGGCUAGAGAUGGUGACGCCUUGGAGGCGGGAUGGCACUGAUCUCGGCACCAGUAUCGACAAGGAAACGGAGAUCGCUCGAUUUGUCACUGAUAUAAAAGAGUCGACUGGGUCGUGA